Messenger RNA from Chelonus insularis, 3647 nucleotides. RefSeq names its product Leucine-rich-repeats and calponin homology domain protein (gene Lrch). The transcript has 11 exons. The coding region runs from base 356 to 2488 and encodes 710 amino acids. Gene Ontology annotation, molecular function: protein binding. The record is from RefSeq and is a predicted model, not a curated record. Lineage: Eukaryota; Metazoa; Arthropoda; Insecta; Hymenoptera; Braconidae.
UCCAAAAAGAAAGUAGUGGAGCAACGUAAAAUACUAAUACACUAAAAUUAAACGAAUUUAAUGUAUACUUAAAAAGAAAAUAUUAUUAUUAAUUAUAAAUUAUAAUACCAAAAGUUAAAACAAUGAUUAUAAUUUUUACAAAUACAGAGUGAUUCGGUUCAAUCAAAAGCAUGGAAUUAUUGCAAAAGUUGGUAUACCUGAUCGCAACACACGGAGACACAGAGCUCUUUGGUGUAUUAGGCGGUGUUGUGUUGUGUCAUUAAUGGAGCACUGUGGAUCGACACAGUGUCGGUUGUGUGUCUAAAUGGGAAACACACAUCACUCUUUUUGACAGUAGAUUUGUGAAGUGUGAAAAAUGGUGAUGGCUGCAUCAAACAUGAGUGGCCACAUCCAAAAACAACUUACAAGGAGUCUUGAGAGAAUAUUCGAAGAAGCACAUUUGAGUGGUGAACUCAAACUUAGUGGACGCAAACUUAAAGACUUUCCAAAAGUCAAUAAGUCCGGCAUAAAAUACAAUCUCUGUGAUACUAUUAUCGCUGAUUUAUCGAAAAAUCGAUUCAGCGAAUUACCUGAAGAAGUGACAGAAUUCCAGUUUCUCGAAAAGCUUCAUCUAUAUCAUAAUGCCAUACGGUUUAUACCCGACACGAUAGUGUUAUUACAGUCUCUAACCUACCUCGAUCUUAGUCGCAAUCAAUUGACAGUUUUACCUCGGGAAGUUUGCGGUCUUCCCUUGCAGAUAUUACUUGUCGCUUAUAAUCGACUAGAAGCGUUACCUGAAGAAUUAGGCCGUAUGACAGCGCUUGCUGAACUAGAUGUUGGGUGUAAUGAAAUCUCUACUCUUCCAUCUAGAAUAGGAGACCUUCCUAGACUUAGAAUGUUGGACCUUAGGCACAAUCUUCUAGUACAAUUACCUAUAGAAUUAACAUAUCUCAGGCUUGUUAAGUUGGAUAUAAGUGGUAAUCGUAUAUCAGUACUGCCUAGUGAGUUGAGGAAAAUGAAAAGUCUCAUCGAUAUCAAACUAACAGAUAAUCCAUUAACAUCACCACCUGCUUCAUUAUGUGCUCGCGGGCGAACACAUAUUUUCAAGUACUUAGAGAGGCAAGCAAUGAAACACGAGAAAAAUAGAAUGGGACGAAUGAAAUGUAAUCCUUUAGAAGCUCGAGGGCACACAACUCUGGAUAUGAAGUCACAUAAACGAUACUAUGCUGACAAUGGAUAUAGUACAAAUGACGGCAUCGACAAACGGUGGUCGCAGGAAAUACAUAGUGACGGUGGAGAUCUUCAAAAACGAUACCAAAAGAAAAAAUUAGAAAGGAGUGCUUCAGAAAUCGGUGUUGUGUCAAAAAAAUCUGUAAGCCCAGCACCUCAAGAUAAUUCUCUAUCACUAAGCCAUUCUGAGUCAAUAUCAAACCAACAACAAGUAAUUGGUGUACCUAAUCAUGCGUAUAAUGAUGGUUUAACUCCCAUUCUGGUCAAUUCUGAUGAGAAAAAACUUUCUAAUCACACUCAAACAUACAAAGAGUACAAAGAGGCCUUAAGACAACAAAGAGUAAAUGAAAAUUCAAGCGUUUACAGAUCACGAGAUCAAUCUUCUACAAUAAACAAUGACUUCCAUUCUAGCUUUACCAGUACAAGUACUCCAAAUGAAUCAUGGACUGAAAAACAUUCGUUUAAUUCUGAAAAUAGUAAUAAGAAAGAUUUACAGAAACCAAAUUUUCCUAAUCUCAUAUUGCACAACUCAUCAAUAGGAAAUAAUGAAUAUCAAGUUAAUGGAACAGCUGACGAAAAGUAUUUAGAGCAACCUUACAAAAAACCUACAUCACCAACAAACCCAAACAACGAAUACAUACCAAGGGUGCCAAAAACUGGAGUAUGUUAUGUUGAUGGUAACAGUGAAGAUGUAAAUAACGGAAGCUCUAAAAUCUGUAAAUCAACUGUGUGGAAUAAUAGCAAUUCUGAAGCAUACACAUUUACUAUGAGGAGGGAAUUUGAGCGUGCCAAAGAAGAAGCAGAUUUGAUCGAUCAAUUAAGAAUAAAUAUUGAAACGAGACUAAAAAUGGCUCUUCCUAAGGAUUUAGCACCUGCACUAGCUGAUGGUGUUGUUUUAUGCCAUCUUGCAAAUCAUGUCAAACCUCGGUCUGUUAGUAGUAUUUAUGUUCCGUCGCCAGCAGUGCCAAAGUUACCGAUAGCUCGAUGUAGACGUAACGUGGACAAUUUUUUGGAAGCUUGUAAGAAAAUAGGAGUUGACGAGGAGGUGUUAAUGGAUGCGGAAGCAAUCAUGGAUGUGGGUUACAUAAAUUCUUAUGGGCUGAAAGCACUAAUGCGUCUCAUAUCGACUCUUCUUCUUGUUCAUCGUGAAGAUGUUUGUGAAGAGAAAAAUGUGGGCACAGCUAGUAGAAGGAAUAAGGAUCGUGUUUUAUCAGCAAUCCUUAUUUUAACAUUCUUAUCCAGUUUAAUCUUACUAUACAUCUUCCCAAUACCUAAUUGAGUACCUUUUUAUUUAUUUUAUCUAAAAGUUUUUUUUUAUUGUAAAAGAUAAUUUGGCAAAAACUUUCUAUGGAAAAAUUGUGAUUCGUAAAACUAAAAACGUAAUGACGACUCUAUAAUCGCGAAUAUUAAGCAGCUAUAGAUGAAUAUUUUUUUAUUACAACAAUCGUUAUGAUUUUUUGUGCAUUUUGAAGAAACUAGAAAAGACUUAAAAACAAAGUAUCAGAUUUUAUAAUUUUAUAUCUUACAAAUAAUUUUAAGUAACUGGCAGCAAGUGUCAUUCACUAUUUUUAUCUAAGUGAAAUAGCAUUUAAUGAAUAGAUUAAAUAAAAGUAUUUCUAUAUUACAACUGCCUGAUGACUUUUACAAAUUAACAAAGUCAGGAAGUCGUUCAAAAAUUUGCGGAAGCUUUUAAUUAUUUAUUAUAUCAAUUCUCAGGGUUUUGAUAUCAUUUGAAAAUAAUAGUACUUAUGAGUAUUUUUACUUUUACAAAGCUUUUUCUAUUUUGCUAGUCGUUAUAUUGUAUUAAACUAUUUAUUAUUAAGUCGGUUCUAAGCGACGCUUUAUUGUCUAAUAAUUCUGAAUGAUAAUAAUGGCAAGCUACAACUUGUAAUGGACGACAUCAUUAUAAAACUGAGGAAAAAGAAACAUUGGAAAAUGUGAUUAUAUGGUACUUCAUCAAAUUAAACGCUUUUAAUUAUAAAAAUAAAACAAAUAUUGCUUAUCUAUGUAUUAUAUUUAAUUAUGAAUAAUAACAUGCAUCGUGAAUUUUGAUUGUUAACUAUUAUUUAUGCUAUAGAUUGAAUUUUGGAUAAAAUUUGUACUAUGUAUAUUAAGAAUUUUGUACUAGCUAUAAUAGUUUAUAAGCAAAAAAAAUUGUUUAUUGUAUUUCUUUAAUUUCUACAGUAUUCAAAUUUAUAUUCAGCAAUUGUAUUCGAGUUUAUUUAAUUACAGUUAUUAUUUGUGAUCAAUAAAAUUGUGGAGAUUUGAUAGAAUUAGAAUUCAGAUUAUGACAAAUUUAAUAAGGCUUUAAAACAUUUUAUUGUAUAAUAAUGAAGGGUUUCGAUAAAAUAUUUACUUGAUAAUCCAAGGUUGUAACUUUCCACCGAGGAAUAUACUGCAUUAUUAAUAACCCAAAGUAUUGUAAUAAAGAUAUGCAA